Molecule: messenger RNA, 558 nt
Organism: Brettanomyces bruxellensis
Lineage: Eukaryota; Fungi; Ascomycota; Pichiomycetes; Pichiales; Pichiaceae
Exons: 1
Coding region: 1-558 (185 amino acids)
Source: RefSeq, a predicted model, not a curated record
AUGCGUAUCAUUAAGCAUAAUGAGAAUUCUGUCAAAAAGAGGAUUGAGUACCAACCGGAACGAGAGGAAUUCGUAAAGCAUUUGAAGCCGAAUACUUUUGGUCAGCAGUUUUCUCCAAGUCCAAGAGAAAAGCGUAAUUCUAAUAUUAGUACUAAGGAACUAUUACAACCAAAAGGGCCCAAAAACAUUGGUGUGCUGUGUGACGUCACAUAUCAUUCAAGAAAGCAUUCUCACUCGUAUUCUCAUCCAGGUAGCCAACCGAAAGGCGGGCAUAAUCACAGAAGUAGUUCUUUGAGAGCCAAGUCUACUGAAAUUACUGGUUAUUCAUCUUUCAAUCAUGACAGAGGAGACGCUAUCUCUACAUUUCAAAGCCGAAUUCUGGAACGGUCUGAUUUGAUCGAAAGCAGAAAGAUCAAAAAGUUAAAUAUGAGUUCUAAAAACAAUGAAGUAGAAGAGUCUGCCUUGCCUGCCAGAAAGGUUCUUAGGACAGAAAUAUGGGAGCAGCAGUGUGCUGGCGAAACUGAGCCCAAAUACACAAACCAGUAUACGUACAUAUAA